Messenger RNA from Chenopodium quinoa (quinoa), 774 nucleotides. RefSeq lists its product as uncharacterized. The record is from RefSeq and is a predicted model, not a curated record. Lineage: Eukaryota; Viridiplantae; Streptophyta; Magnoliopsida; Caryophyllales; Amaranthaceae. Bases 1 to 774 code for a protein of 257 amino acids. Gene Ontology annotation, molecular function: DNA helicase activity. Gene Ontology annotation, biological process: telomere maintenance; DNA repair. The transcript has 6 exons.
AUGGGUAGCUCUCUUGCUGUAUUUGGAUUAUACCAAUUAGUAGAACCAGAUGAUGAUGAGAUACACAGGACAAAAGAUAUUGAGGAUGCACUAAAUGCUCAAAUACCACAGCACCUCGACGACAAAAAAAAAGAGAAUGUAGAGUCUCUUGAUGUGUUGCUAAGGGAUAUAUGCAACCCGAAAUUGUUGUUUGGUGGCAAAACUGUUGUAUUUGGGGGAGAUUUCAGGCAAGUUUUUCCUGUUGUGCCACGGAAAACCCAACGAGAAGCAGUUGUAGCCAGCUUAGUUUGUUCUAAUUUGUGGCCAAAGAUAAUGAAAUUCAAGCUAACAGAAAAUAUCCGAGCUAGGAAUGAUCCAAAAUAUGCUUCUUUUUUAUUGGCUCUUAGAAACGCUGCUUUUCCAGAAAUGGAUAUACCCCCGUUUAAUGAAGAUAUUUUUACAACAAGAGCUAUAAUAACACCAAUGAAUGAAGAUGUGGAUGCUAUAAAUGCAGUGUUGAUUGAUAAAUUUCCAGGAGAAGCAGCCUGUGCAAUGGAACAUGACUAUUAUGCAAGUGCUUCUUUCCUAAUCUCAUUGAGUCGAAAACAGAUUCCCUUGAAGCUUAGUUUUGCAAUGACAAUUAACAAAGAACAAGGACAAACACUUAGUAAGUUGUACGCUGCAGUUUCGCGGGCUCAACAGUCAGCUAAUGUUAGUGUAGUCACUGAACCACAUGAUGAUCAACAACAUUCUAGCGAGGUUAAAAAUGUCAUAUCUUAUGACAUAUUCUCAUAA